This is a messenger RNA of Lactuca virosa, 1957 nucleotides long. NCBI's taxonomy places the organism in Eukaryota, Viridiplantae, Streptophyta, Magnoliopsida, Asterales, Asteraceae. The record is from the annotation of a GenBank genome assembly.
UGAUUGGAUGUCGAAGAACGCAAGAAUAUUUGACCCUUCUGCCUUUUGCGUUAAUGGGAUUCUAGAGAGAAUUGAACUUUGCAGUCCAAUUUCACGGCGGUAUCACCCCCAAAUCCGCAGCCGGUAAAUUGGGUUUGGUGCAUACGCCUUUCAACUGUUCCCGGAAACCAAAGGCCAACAUCUGUCCACAUCAUCCAUACAAAUACGCAGCCUUGCUCCUCUUACUCCUCCCACCGGGAAACAACAAAUUCAUCCAAAAAAUUCAUCAUCGUCUCUUUCUAACAUCAAAUCCUUUCAUGGAUCCAUCGUCUUUCGCUUUAUCAUCAACAAUUCGGUUUAUUCUUGAUUCUCAGUUGCCUUUUUUUGUACGCUUUCUUAUUCAUCGUCGACCUUGUACGUCCUUCUGACGACUUAAAUUAGCUGUUUCCAAUGGGUAAACAACGUCGUAAUCAGCGUAAGAAUGCUGCAAUGCUUGAUAGUGAUGAUACGGAUAGUGUAAGUUCUUCAUCAACUAUCCGUUCGGAUCAAAUGCUGGGAAAUGGUGGGGAGGAAGUGCAAAUUGAUAAAGAAAGUGUGUUAGAUCAAAGUUUGGAUGCUUUAUACGAAAAAAGGGGAUCAACAAGGGAGAAUGCUUUGGUGACAAUCAUAGAGGCUUUCAACAGCAGCUUGCCUCAUGAAUUUGUUGAAAAGAAAUUUGCAACAAUGCUUCAUCAAUGUCUGAAUUCUGUUAAAAAGGGUUCAGCAAAAGAGGUAGCUUUAGCAUCUCAUGCCAUAGGAUUACUAGCUCUAACUGUUGGCUCUGGUAAAAAAGCACAAGAAAUAUUAGAAGAAUCAGUUUCUCCAAUUUCAGAGGCUCUUAAAUCUCGUUCAGAAUCAUCAAAAAUAGCAUCGUUGCUAGAUUGCUUGGCUGUGAUAACUUUUGUUGGAGGAAAUGAACCUGAAGAAACCGAUAAAUGCAUGCAAAUAAUGUGGCAAGUCGUUCAUCCCAAACUUGGUCCCAAUGUUGUUGCCACUAAACCAUCACCACCAGUGAUUACAGCUAUGGUAUCCGCCUGGUCAUUUCUUCUUACAACAAUGGAUGGUUGGACACUCGAUCCCAAAACCUGGCAAGGGUCAAUUUCUUAUUUUUCUACACUUCUAGAAAAGGACGACAGAUCUAUACGAAUAGCUGCUGGUGAAGCGCUGGCGUUAAUUUUUGAAAUUGGAAAUUUGGAGAAAUUUUCAAUUCAAGAGGGGAAUAAUAAAGAUGUUACAUAUAUUCAAGGUUUAAGAGCAAAAGUCUUGAAUCAAGUUAAGAAUCUUUCUGUUGAAGCAGGUGGAAAGGGGUUGACCAAGAAAGAUCUUAACAACCAACGCAACACCUUCCGGGACAUUCUAGAAUUUCUCGAGGAUGGUUAUAGUCCCGAAACAUCUUUGAAGAUUGGUGGAGACUCACUUACCACCACAACAUGGUGCCAAUUAAUACAGCUGAACUUUUUAAAGCGUUUUCUUCGGGGAGGAUUUAUUAAACACAUGCAGGAAAAUGAAUUUCUUCAUGAUGUGUUUGAUUUCACACCGAAGAAAAAGCUUAUCUCAGGUGUAUCUGGAACUGAGAAGAGGAUGUACAAGUCUCCAAAUUCAGCCCUCAACAAGGCAAGGACACAGUACCUCAAUAAGCAAAGAAUGUUAUCACAGGAUAAGAAUGCGGGUCAUUAUGCUUCGGGGUUUGAUGAAGAGUGAAAAACCACAGCAUCAUUCUGUUACAGAUCUGGAACCUUAUUAUAUAUUUAAAUUUUUUUUUUUUGUGUAUUGCUUAAAAAAAGUUGAUGUCGAGUCACUUUUGCUAAAAAAAGAUGAGGGAAACUAGUUGUGUUUAUGACACCAAUAAGGCAUAUUAUUUAUUAAUAAUAAGCUGGAUGCCUGAAUUCAUUUGUAUCCUUUUCUUGUAAUGAAUAUUCAAAUGGUGAUACAUCAUGUA